Molecule: messenger RNA, 7302 nt
Organism: Toxotes jaculatrix (banded archerfish)
Lineage: Eukaryota; Metazoa; Chordata; Actinopteri; Toxotidae
Gene: wnk4a
Product: WNK lysine deficient protein kinase 4a
Exons: 21
Coding region: 842-5377 (1511 amino acids)
Biological process (GO): monoatomic ion homeostasis; intracellular signal transduction; renal sodium ion absorption
Cellular component (GO): cytoplasm; cytosol
Molecular function (GO): potassium channel inhibitor activity; ATP binding; chloride channel inhibitor activity
Source: RefSeq, a predicted model, not a curated record
UGGGGGGCCCAGUGUGGCCUCGGCUGAUAAAGGUGUCCUGUUUCAGCAGCAAUAGGCAUCGGCUCUCCGCGGUAUGGCUCCCCCUGCAGGUUACACCCGCCCUCUGCACAACGACCCCCCCCCCGCCCCCCUCCACUCCUGAGCUGCAUAUCUCUCUCAUUCAGGCUCAUCUAAUGACGACAGAUUGAGAGAAGCUGGUAGUGAAAUGACUCUUCAGUUCUCUCUAAAUUCAGAGAAACUUGUUUGAUGCGCUAUCGCCUGGAUCAAAGAAGGGCCGGCCAGAGGAGGAGACAUCAUGUUUUGCUGCUUCUUUUUGCGCAUAAGCUGAGAAGAGUGCAGCAGAUGGACUUUGGCACCUGUUCAGCUAAUUAAUCAAUACAAGGAAAUGCCAAAAAAAAAAGUUUCUUGAACUUUCCUUGACAUCCUGCACAUCCCACCGUACUGCUCCAGUUUAGAUUAUUAAAGAUGUUCCACACUUCUUUUGGGCCACCGAUUAUUCAUAUCAAAUAAAAACAGAAGGGAGGGACAUUCUAAUGAAAUGUUGUGGUUUUACAGAGGAUUAGUUUGCAAACACUCCAUAGGUCGUGCCGUAAUUACUCCCUCUGACUCGCGUCAAAGCUGCGCGGGGCGGAGUUGGGAGCGCGCACGGAGCUCUCCGGAGCUCUGUUGAUAUAGGCAGCUCCGUCCUUUCAGGGGAGCUUAUGGCUGAGGACUUUGUAAAGAGAAGAGGACGACAAGGAUCAGUUGAUAGGAAUUAUGCAUUAAUGUGCGUUUAUGUGAAAUACUUCCUACACAGCGGCUGUGAUGAGCUCUAAAUGAAGAAGACGCCGAACCUGCUACAAUGUCACACGCACAGGUUGAGAUACCAGGACGCGGUUUCCCGGGCCUGUCUGUGGAUAUGACCGACGACUGCUUAUCCCGGGUGCCCUCCGUGCUGAGGACGCACGGUUUGGGCGCACGGAGAAACUCUUACGGGCUGCAAAAAAUUAGUAUGGACAUUGAUUCGCCUCUUUACAGCGGGGCCCUGUCCAAAGCCUUGUCCUGGUCAGCGGAGAAUAUUCUAACACUGCCUGAGUCCAGAGCAGAGGACGAAAAAGCUGAUGAUUCUCCACCGUCUCCGUCCCCAGUUUCCAGCCCGGGGACCAGCUCCAACACGCCCCCGUGCAGCCAGGAGCCCGACGCCGGGUCCCUUACUGGUAACUGGGACCCCGUCCCGAGGUCCACCGCUCAGGACGCCAGCUCGGACUCUGAAAAUGAACUGCAAAAUAAACAGCACAAGGUCUUGUCUCGCAUCACGUUUGAAACUCAGUGGGAGCAGGAAGAGAAAGAGGACGUGGAGACCAAAGCGGUGGCAACUUCACCUGAUGGAAGAUACCUCAAAUUCAACAUCGAGAUCGGAAGGGGAUCUUUCAAGACAGUCUAUAAAGGACUGGACACAGAGACAACAGUGGAGGUGGCAUGGUGUGAGCUACAGACCCGCAAGCUGACCAAGGCAGAGCGGCAACGUUUCAGCGAGGAAGUGGAGAUGCUGAAGGGCCUGCAGCACCCGAACAUCGUCCGCUUCCAUGACUCCUGGAAGUCGACGGUGAAGGGCCACAAGUGCAUCAUCCUGGUGACUGAACUCAUGACGUCAGGCACGCUCAAAACGUACUUGAAGAGGUUCAAGGAGAUGAAGCUGAAGCUGCUGCAGCGCUGGAGUCGUCAGAUCCUCAAAGGGCUUCACUUUCUGCACACACGCACUCCUCCCAUCAUCCACCGGGACCUCAAGUGUGACAACAUAUUCAUCACCGGCCCCACUGGCUCUGUCAAGAUAGGAGAUCUGGGGCUGGCCACGCUCAAAAGUGCCUCUUUUGCUAAAAGUGUCAUUGGAACACCAGAGUUCAUGGCCCCAGAGAUGUACGAGGAGAAGUAUGACGAAGCUGUGGACGUCUACGCCUUUGGAAUGUGCAUCCUGGAGAUGGCCACCUCUGAGUACCCGUACUCUGAGUGCCAAAACGCUGCCCAGAUCUACCGCAAAGUCACCAGUGGAAUAAAACCUGACAGUUUCUACAAAGUCAAAGUCCCGGAGCUGAAGGAGAUCAUUGAGGGCUGCAUUCGUAUGAACAAGGAUGAAAGGUACACCAUUCAGGACCUCCUGGAUCACCCCUUCUUCCAGGAGAACAAUGGUGUGCACGUGGAGCUGGCAGAGGAGGACGACAUGGUGAAGUCGGGCCUGAAGCUGUGGCUGCGCAUGGACGACACCAAGAAGCUCCACGGGAAGUAUAAGGACAACAACGCCAUUGAGUUCCUCUUUGAGCUCUACAAAGACGUGCCUGAGGAGGUGGCUCAGGAGAUGGUCGUGCUUGGCUUUGUGUGCGAGGCAGACUUCAAGCUUGUGGCCAAGGCCAUACGGGACCGGGUGGCGGCCAUCAAGCGGCAGAGAGAGAAGCUGAGGCGGCAGGCAGAGGAGCGGAAGAAGAAGCAGGAGCAGGAAGCCAUAGAAGAAGAACUCGAGCCUCAGCUCCUUUCACCUAGAGUCAGCGAUGUUGUUGCAGCAGAGUCCCCCACCCCAGCCCUGACACCUCCGGCGGCCAUCUUGUCCCCUGUCACAAGCUCUGCAGACUCUGGUGUUAGCUCCAACUACCCUGCAGAACCAGAGGAGCCUGAGGCAGACCAGCACUUCCACAUCCGCCACAACAGCCUGUCCUCUGCUAACUCUGACUGCGAGACGGAUGGCUAUCUGAGCUCCUCUGGGCUCCAGGAUCCGCUGGAAGCGCCCGCAACCCCUCCCACCAUGCACACCAGCUCCCCGACUGUAAACGGUCUCCCCAUCCCAGCCCUCCGCUUCCCCUCGAGUAUUGCUGUAUCCAACAACAUAGAACAUGGCAACUCAGGGCCCCCGAGUGGCUUCAACUCCCCUGUGGACAGCUACGCCUCCGAUGUGACUUCAGGCUUGAGCGACGGCUACGAGGGCCUAUCAGAGAAGAGUGAGAAAACGGCUGCAAGGCGAACUGCUGCCAAGCUGUUCAGGAGGAGGGCGCGCUCAAGGCUGCGCAUCACAGGGCUCUCUGAUAAAGUGGACCGGGUGGUGGAGUGUCAGCUGCAGACACACAAUGACAAGAUGGUGACCUUCAAGUUCGACCUGGAUGGAGAUAACCCCGAAGACAUCGCUGCUGUCAUGGUGCACAAUGAGUUCAUCCUGCCAUCAGAGAAGGAGGGCUUCAUCCACCGUAUGGGCGACAUCAUCAAACGGGCCGAGGCUCUGAUGGCCAAAGACCAGCCGGCCCACACCAGCGGGCACCGACUCCCCCAGCCUGCUUUCCACAGCGGGGUUAACUCACUGUCUUCCUCACAGCCCAAUCUGCACAGUCACACCCUGCCACGAACGCACUCGUCCUCGUCUCUACCCGACUUCAGUGUGGCUAACCCGAGUGUAGGGGUACGUGGCUCUCCCCCAUGCCCCAAUGGAGACGUCUUCAGUGCAGACAUUACUUCAUCUGGGCGACCUCUAAUACGCUCACAGUCUUUCCACAACGCCCCAGGCUCUCCUCUUCACUAUCAGCACCAUCAUCACCCUGCAUCUCUCCUGCCACACCAGCAGCACUACCACUUACCCUUCAUGGGCCACACUCACUUCCCAUUCCCAUACCCAGGCUCUCUGGGUUCCCCCAAGCCAGCAGGGAUCCAUCCUCCCCUCACACGUGUAGCCAGUAACCCCACCUUCCCUUCUGUUUCCUCCCCAGCCCCCGGGUCCCCCAGUCCUCAGAAUGAGACCUCAAGCCCUGGCAACAAUGAGAACAUCACCCUGUCCCCACCUUCCCCUCAGCAUCCCAACAUGUGGCCCCCCCACACACAGCCCCUAUUUUCCUUGGCUAAUGUCAUCUCCAUGGCCAUGAGCAUGGCUCAGUCUUUCAUCCCUCCUGCGAGCCUGCCCACCCAGGGUAUGACCUCUUUUCCAAACUAUCACCCCCAGUUACCCACUCACGUGGCCCCACAGUCAGGUUACCCCUCUGUCUACCCACAACAGUACCAAAGUCCACCAGCAGAGGUCCCUUACCCCACAGUGGGAAUCCCAGCACAGAACGUCUACCACAGUCCCAAGAAUACACCUCAAAUGGAUGGAGCUGGUUUUCCUCAGGGCAGUCAUUCAAGCUGGCUGCAUCCUGUCUCUCCACCUUCCAUGCCUUCCACUCCUCCACUGGCUCCUCAGGAGCCGCUGCAACAGGUUGGACUCUCCAGUCCCCCCAGCCUGACCCAGGAGGACAGUCUCCACAGUUAUGUGGCCCCAAAGUCAGCACAGGUUCCAGCCCAGGCUAAACUCAAACCACAAGUCUCCAGUUCAAACUCUUCAUCAGAUCUUUCUCCAUCACCGCCAGAGAGCCCAGAAAACACUUUAUCAUCCUUCAGCCCUCAGUUGCACCCCACCGUGCCAGAGAUGAAUGCCAGUACCCCAAAACCAAAAGCCUCUCCCACUGAAUCUGUAGUCCAGUCUGCACCAGUGACUGUUGGGCGAUUCCAGGUGACACCCAGCAUGGACAUCCCUGUGCCUGCUGUGCCUGUAGCUGCUGUACCUGAUACAGUACAGCCUGAAGACAACGGCAGCACCCCGUCAGAGAGCAGCACAGAGGAACAGGGCGAGUCUGAGACCAGCCUGGGCACCUCCCUCACCAUGUCUCCUCCUCACCCAUAUCCCCACAGAGGGUCGACAGGGGUCCUCCAGGAGGUGGACGGGCAGCCGGUAUGGGCUGGAACACAGGAGCAGCAGCAACAGAGCAGAGAAGAGGAGGAUGAAGAGGAGGAGGAGGAGGAAGAGGGAGAGACCGUUGGGGAACGACAGAGAACGAGGAAGAGGAAUCGGAGGAGAGCGUACAGCCUCAGCCUGAUGGGAACGUCUGCGGACAGCGGACUCUCAGUGACGGCUGCUGAGAUGGAGGGGAGGCCGUGGGAUGGAGGGGCGGGUAGCCCGCAGUACAGCAAUGCCCUUCACCAUUUAUGGAUGAUGACUUACAACCGCAACGCUCCCUACCUAAGCAGCGAUGACUCAGACAGUGACGAUGAAGAAAUGCUGGAAGAGCUACAGGAGCUCAGAGAGAAACAUCUGACUGAGGUGCAGGCCCUGCAGGCUGCCCAGAAGAGAGAGAUUGAGGAGUUAUACGAGAGGAUGGGGAAGGUUCCUCCUCCAGGUAUCGUCUCUCCUGCUGCUAUGCUGUCCAGUCGACAGCGCCGCCUGUCCAAGGGGAACGGUUUCCCUUCAUCCCGCAGGAACAGCCUACAGCGCUUGGACAUGUUGCCACUCCAAGGUAUCAUUAGGAGAAACUCCCUUGGAGGCAGCAGCAGCGGUUCCCAGGAUAAACCUAGCAAAGGGGUCACCUUUGCUACUGACAUUAGUAGAAUGUAAGAAACACUCAGCCAAGCACGCUGUGUAUCUGGACUACCUCAUCUGAAGUGUGACUGCAGUGGUCAAACUCAUCAUGAAGGAGGAUCACUUUAACACUUUUCACUGGCACACCCAUCAGCAAAAACUGCUUCCCUCUGCCAGUCGUCAUUUACCUCAAAUGUAUAGAAACUGUCAUCAGUAAAGCUGGAUUUACACAGGAACUGUAACAUCCAGCUUUCAGCCCUUUUGUCAAAUUUGGUGAAGUUGUUGCGGCUGAAGCACGGAAUAUCUACCAAUCUGGUUUGUGUUUAAACUGACAAGUUCCUUUUUGCUCUCUUCUAAAUAAACUGUCAGACCCAACGGUUCAGAAGUGACCAGCUUGAGUCCAGGCUGCCACAGUACCCUGCAAAAUGUCACAUCACAGUUUUAUAUUUUAUAUUUUCUCUGAGAAAACUUUUUGCAUUAACGCAGUCAAGUGAUAUACAAAGUGGCCAAAGGCCUUUUGAGCUGCGGCAGCACUUACUAUGACUUUGACCCAGAAUGACUAUAGUUGCUGUUUUCCUGCUUGUCUGACUCACUGCCGUUAAUCAAUCUGAGCACAGUAAUGUGAACCACAGCGAAGCUCUGACUCUCACUGACAGUUGUCGUACACAGAUGACAACGUUUUGGGUAAUCUCACAACUUAUUUGCUGUAGUUUGUUAAUGAUGUCUCAGCGCCUGCUGACUGCACAGUGAAUAUACUCUCGUUUAGAGGAGCUCUGAUUACUGCCCUCCGGGGGCUGCACAGAGCAGUCUAGAUGCGUUGUGCAGUUUGAUUUAUUCAAAUAUGUAUUAUGAAAACAUUUUGUUGUAGUACAUCUCUGGUUUCUGUAGUGGUUUUGAGACCUGAUAAGAUCACCUACAUAAUCUAGACUCAGCCUGGAGAAGUUUGACUGCAGUCCAGACAUUUUCAGAUGUAGUGAAGAUAACUUUUCACAUUGUACGGCAGUACAAUGAGGCAAUAUCAUGAAGAUGUUAAUGCAUCAGGAAGAAAAAUUGUAUAACAUUUAUCAAUGUUGGCAUGUAGCUUGCUUCAGCAGAAAGAAAACCUGCUUUUCAAACUGUAAAAAGGGGCAGAAGCUUAGAGAACAUCCAUUUCAAAUGCUAUAGCUGGCUUAAAAUGGAAAAUGAAGUAUUUCUUCAUAUUGAUUAGUUGUGAAAAUCCACCUAGGUUUUAGACUACUGGCUUCCCUGUUGUUUGUACAUGUGUAUAUAAUAGAGUGCAUUUAUAGAUCAUGUUUACAAGUUAAGAGUAAACUAAAUAUUUCUGCAACCUUAAUUCUUGCUCAAGCAAAAAUCAUAUUUGUUGCUUGUUCCAUAGAUCAAGCACCUUGUGCACUUUAGUAAAUUCUACUUUAAUUCUCAGUCAUUUAACACGUUUGUGGAUAAAAACUGUGCUCACUCAAGGAAGAGCUAUGUUUCCUGUUAUUUUUCCAUAAGAGAGAGAGACAAUAUUCUUCAGUUUAUGUUUGAUCACAAUGGUAUUGGAUCACAGUAAUGAUGAUCUACCCUCCCACAGUUUUAAAUAAUUAGUGUAUUGUGGGAUACGGAGAAAUCAGUCCAAGCUGUGAAUCUGUAGCUGUUGCCUUAUGAAAAAUAUUCAUAACACACACUGAAUUUUCUGGCAGUCGAACUCCUGUAAGAUUCGUAAUAUAUUCAUAAUAUAAGAAAUUUCUAAAUUUUGAAUGUAAAUAUAUAAUUGUAUUGCUUUCUGAAGCUGCUGUCCUGCCAUGCUGAAUCUGUGCCUUUCCCUUACAAUGUCUUAUUUUAUAUUUUUACUCUCGAGAUUUGGUGGCUAGAUCAGACUCUGUAUAUCAAAUUUUGUCAAAAAAUAAAUGCAACUGUAAAUACCGCUGCUCUUAUGUCAUCAUCACUGCAUGUAGUUACACAGAGACAUAAAUGAUAAA